AUGUCUAGCGUUGCUGAUGUUAGAUUCGUGUACUUCUAUCAGAUACAUACAAUCAUGAUCUCUUGAAUGCUCUUGCAUUGAUAAUUGGGGAAGUGUUAAACUGAUGUGAUCUUUGUAGAUUCCACACUGCCUUCAGAUUCAAUGGUUUUCUUAAGCGUACCUGAAGCUCAUGGGAUGCAUAUCCUUGUGCCUAACUAAUCACUGUGUCAUGGCUAGAAGCUCAAACAUGUCUUCUAAGAGACAUUUUCAUUGGACAAACAAGGUUGGAACUGAAGAUGGCGAAGCUCACACUUCAGAAUCGUUUUCGACACUCAUUCAGAAGGAGGAUAAGAAAGAGGUUGACAACAAGGUUGUUGAUCCUGAGGUUUCAUCAGUUGCUACAGCCAGUGCCCAUGCAACAAGGAGGAAGAUGAGAGCAGUGGCGAUUUCAAGGCUUCGCUCAGCUCUCACCAUGUUCAGCAAGAACCGAUCGAACACGCCUUUCGGCCUUGGUUCUCGUGUAGUUGGAACACUCUUCGGAUACAGACGUGGGCAUGUACAUUUUGCAUUUCAAAAGGAUCCAACUUCCCAAGAAGCCUUUUUGAUUGAGCUUGCAACACCGAUCAGCGGCUUGGUUCGAGAAAUGGCAUCUGGGUCAGUAAGAAUUGCUCUGGAAUGUGACAAGGCGAAAGAAGCUGAGAAGAAAACCUUAAGGUUGCUUGAAGAGCCUCAGUGGAGGACAUAUUGCAAUGGCAAGAAAUGCGGAUUUGCUAACAGAAGAGAAUGUGGACAAAAGGAGUGGGAUAUUCUCAAAGCUGUGGAGCCAAUUUCAAUGGGUGCUGGUGUUAUACCAGGGACUGAUAAUGGAUCAGAACAAGAGGGUGAACUUAUGUACAUGAGGGCAAAGUUUGAGAGAAUUGUUGGGUCUAGAGACUCUGAAGCUUUCUAUAUGAUGAAUCCUGAUAGCAAUGGUGUUCCUGAGCUUAGUAUUUAUUUGCUUAGAGUCUAGCAGCCAUGCAAGUUCUGUUUACUGUACUCUAUGAAGCACGGACACUCCUUGGAUAAGGCGUGUCCCCGUGUCAGACACGUGUCGUGUCCGACACCGACACAUAAUUUACACUGCAUUUUGUGAUUUUCUAAAAAAAUUAGCUGUGUCGCCGUGUCGUGUCCGUAUCCGUGCUUCAUAGAUUGUACUUAGUUUUCCAUUUUAUCAUUUUGUUAUGUUGGAAUUUGGGAUUGUGGGAGGGGGGGUUAUUUAUUGGUAUACUACUUGCUUAUCUCUUGAAUCAUGAAAAUGGAGAUCUAGUUUUCUAGAUUUUUCUUCACUAUUUUCUUGUUCUUUUUACUGGAGGUAUAAGGGAGUUAAAGUUUGGAGUACUACUUGUAUCAGUGAUCUCAACUGUUGAUUAAGGAUGAUUGCUGUGACAGUAAAAAAUUCCACAGGCAAGGAAUUCGGUUAUGUAGGUUCACUGUUGUUUUUGAUAGAUUAGGCAAGUCAAGUCAGAAAGGGGGAACAUAGUGAUAGUGGGGGUGAAAAAUAGCAAUUUCAAGCAUGGUAGUGGUGAUGUGGGUAAUGAAAGGUGUACAUGUGUAAUUUUCCUAUUCCAAUCCUUUAUUUAAUGAUGAGGGACUGGUAUUAUUGCAAAUCAUGAUUGUCCACACAA
Molecule: messenger RNA, 1643 nt
Organism: Medicago truncatula (barrel medic)
Lineage: Eukaryota; Viridiplantae; Streptophyta; Magnoliopsida; Fabales; Fabaceae
Product: protein MIZU-KUSSEI 1
Exons: 2
Coding region: 170-988 (272 amino acids)
Biological process (GO): hydrotropism
Source: RefSeq, a predicted model, not a curated record